Molecule: messenger RNA, 4861 nt
Organism: Harpia harpyja (harpy eagle)
Lineage: Eukaryota; Metazoa; Chordata; Aves; Accipitriformes; Accipitridae
Gene: NHSL3
Product: KIAA1522 ortholog
Exons: 7
Coding region: 594-4034 (1146 amino acids)
Biological process (GO): cell differentiation
Source: RefSeq, a predicted model, not a curated record
GCUGUGCUGUGCCGUAUCCCAAGGGCUGGUGCUCGCCAGAGGAAGAGCCUCCCAGCUCCUCCCAGUUGGCUGCACUGUUGUGGAAGUGAGCAACUGGUUUGCAGGGAUGCUGAGCCCAGCGGAGAGCAGGCGAGGAGGGUCCUGGGGGGCUCGCAGGGGUGCAACAAGGGGGGAGUUGGAGAAAUCCUGGCCCUGAGCCUGGCAGAAUGGAUCCUUGCCAGCCGUGCCGUGCGUGGGAGGAGGCGGGAGGGCCGGGGGCGAGCGGGGAGGCCAGAGGAGGGGCCCCCGCUCUCCUUCUCCCGUGACCGAGGAGCACGGUGGGUGCAGCUGGGGCUGUUCCCUCCUGCCGCCGUGCAGCCAUCCCCGGGGUCAGGCUUCUCCCAGCGCGCAGGCAGCUGCACCGGAGCCUCUUUGCCCAGCCGAGCAUCCUCCCGCCGCGCGGAUGAGGACGGAGAGAGGGAGCUGGGGGCCGCCGGCAUCCGCCUUGCCGGCACACGGCUGGGCAAGAGCUGCCCCGGCACAAUAGGCAGAGCCUCCGUGGGGGGCAGCGGACCCCCUGCUCCUGCCGGGACCAGACCCUCUCCCUGGCCACCAUGGUGGUUUUCAUGGGCAGGAACCUUUCCUCGCUUCUGGCUUUCUUCAAGAAGAAGGGCGCUACCAAGGGCGAGGCUGAGAAGCGGCUGAGCGUGCAGUAUACGGCGGGCGAGGAAUGCCCCGACAACGUCUUCUUCCCCACCACGCGGCCCCCGCACCUGGAGGAGCUGCACAACCAGGCUCAGCAGGGACUGAAGUCCCUGCAGCACCAGGAGAAGCAGAAGCAGACCAAAAGUGCCUGGGACCACGGGGACACCAGCAGCCUCCAGUCCUGCGCAUCCUCGGAGGAUGACAGCGUGUCCUUUCGGAGCCGGGCGGCCUCCUGUGCCACUGACAGCACCUCCGAGGACGCCCUCUCCAUCCGCUCCGAGAUGAUCCAGCGGAAAGGUUCCACCUUCCGACCGCAUGACUCCUUUCCCAAAUCCUCAGAGAGGGCUGGCAAGAAGAGGAAAGAAAGGAGGACGACGGUGCUGGGCAUCCCCCAGCAUGUCCAGAAGGAGCUGGGUCUCAGGAACAGCCGGGAAGCCAAGGGACACCCCGAGGCUGAUGGGCGAGGGCAGGCAAGGCACGGGGGCAGCCAGGUGCCACAGCCCUUGCUGAACGGCGGGCAGGUCUCCGGCGACGCCGUCCGCAUCCCCACCAUCGACGGGAAGCUGCAGCCGCUGGCUGUCUCCGGGGGUGCCCGUGUUCGCCUGGGAGCCUUGGAGGAGGCAGACACGGCCCUGCAGAAGCACAUCGACCGGGUUUACUACGACGACACGUUGCUGGGGAGGAAGACGGCGGCCAAGCUGUCGCCCAUGGUGAGGCCAAAGUCACUGGCCGUGCCGGGCAUGACCACCAACGCCACCCCCCCGGAGCUGCUGAGCCCUGUCAUGUCCAUCUCGCCCCAGGGCACCUACAUGUCCAAGAUCAUUCCCAACGCCAUCCUGCCGCCCAUGGUGGACGUGGUGGCCCUGACGCGGAGCAGCGUGCGGACGCUGAGCCGCUGCAGCCUGGUGUCGUCCAGCCCGGCCUCGGUGCGCUCCCUUGCCCGCUUCUCGGAGUGCAGCACCCGCAGCCGCGAGCCCUCCUCCUCCAGCGACAACUGGAGCCACUCGCAGUCCACGGAGACCAUCGUCUCCAACAGCUCCACCAUCUCCUCCCAGGGUGGCUCCGACCGCCGGCAGCCCGAGGCAGGACCGUGCGGCGAGGCGGAUGCUGUGGCUCGCUCCGACACCGACCAAGUCAGCGUCUACAGCUCUGCCAGCUUGGCCAGCUCCUGCUCCAAGCCUGCCGCAGGCCCUGCACCUGCGGCCCCCGGGCUCCUGGUUGUGGGGGGCAGCAGCGGCCGGGCGUCCCCCGCCUAUAGCAUGAGCAGCCAGGCGGAGGGCUCGGACACAGGCAGCCUGGCCAGCGAGCGCUCCUCCGCCCGCAGCGUCUCCCUCAGGAAGAUGAAGAAGCCCCCGGCUCCCCCUCGCAGGACCUACUCUCUGCACCAGAAGGCCGAGGGGGAGCCCAAGGUGCUGGGGCUGCCCCCCAAGCCCGACCGGCGGUCCCAGCGGGAGAGCAGCGCGCCCUGGUCCCCGCGCCCCGAGCCCUUCAGCCCCACGGCCGAGGAUGAGGUCUUCUCCCCGUCAUCGCUGAGCGAGACCAGCAGCCUCCGCUCCGAGAGCCUUGCGGGCGCCAGCUCCCCCGAGGCCUCGCGGGGCAGCCCUGGGGUGACGGUGGUGCUGAGGGAGCCCCAGGCUCAGCCCAAGUGGAGCUGCCCGGAUGGGUCUGACCGCACCAUGUCCCCUUCCAGCGGCUACUCCAGCCAGAGCGGGACGCCCACGCUGCCCGCCAAGGGGCUGGGACCCCCAUCUGUAUCCCCGGGCAGGGCUCAGCCCCAGAAGCCGGACCGGGUGUGCUCCCUGCAGUCGCCUGCGCUCUCUGUGUCCUCCUCCCUCACCUCCAUCUCCUCCUCGGCCUCGGACCCAGCCCCCCCAGAGACGCUGCCCUGCCGCUCGGACCGGUUCAUCAUCCCGCCGCACCCCAAGGUGCCCGCUCCCUUCUCCCCGCCACCCACCAAGCCCCAGCAGCCCACGGCCCCCGCCGGCCCCCUCCUCCCCUCGCCAGACCCACCGGUGCCCAGCACUGCCUGCCAGGAGCCCUCGGCCAAGCCCAGCGGCAAGUCUCCACCGCCAUCGCCGCCGCCUGCCUACCACCCGCCUCCUCCGCCGGCGAAAAAGGUGGAGGGGACCCCCCAGGCCGCCAGCGAGACCCCCGCCGACACCGCCUGGCCCCCGCCGCCCCCGCCGGCUCCCGAGGAGCACGACCUAUCCAUGGCGGACUUCCCCCCUCCGGAUGAAGCCUAUUUCUCCAGCCUGCCCGAUGCCGCGCCGGCUCCGGCGGCCGGGCAGAAAGCGGCACCAAGCCCGGGGGCUGCGUCGUCUUCGUUCUCGGCCGCCGUCUCCUCGCGCAGCCAGCAGCAAGGCCCGCCGGCUGGGGCACCGCGGCCGCCUUCCCCCGCCGAGCCCCCUCCCGAGGUCGCCGUGCCCCCGCCACCGCCGCCACCUCUCCCCCCACCCUCGGCUCCGGCUCUGCCGCCCCAAACCAGCCUUAAGAAGGCGGCCAACGGCCCCCGGGCAGACGCCAAGAAGGAGCCGGUGUCGCGGAGCAAGAGCGGUCCCGUGCCCAAGGAGGAUGCCAGCCUGCCCAUCGUCACACCCUCGCUGCUGCAGAUGGUACGGCUGCGCUCCGUGAGCGUGGAGCCGCCUGCCGGGGCCGGUACCGGUGCCGAGGAGCGGCCGGCACCCCAGAAGCCUGUCCGCCGGUCCCUGUCCACACGGCAGCCCCCUCCUGCCAAAGACGCGGUGCCUUCAAACCAGCUCCACCACGCCGUGCACCUCAAGGCUGCCGCCUUGUCCUCCGGUGAGGCUGCGGAGAAGCCGCCGGGCAGCAGAGCGGCUCUGCCCGGCUCCGAGGGGCCCCCCGGGGACGGCCAGCUCUCCCCCAGGCACAAGUCACCGGCCUCCACCGCCAGCUUCAUCUUCGCCAAGAGCUCUAGGAAGCUGGUGAUCGAGACGGCCUCGUGCCCCGAGGCGCAGGCUGACCUGAAGAGGAACUUGGUGGCCGAGCUGAUGAAUUUCUCGGGGCAACGCUCGGCAGCCCCGGCUGCCGCCCAGCAGGGCCCCGGCAAGGCACAAGCCCACCGAAAACCUGGCAAGAUCCCCCCUCCGGUAGCCAAGAAGCCUUCGCUUGGCCCGGGGCCGGCUCCUUCCCCCCUGAACCCAAAGGCACCGGCGGCAGAGGCACUGGGCUCCCCCGUGCCGGACGGGAAAGCCAAGGCAGUGCCGGCGGACGAGAGCAGGACUAAGAGUGAGCCGGCAGGGAUGGCGGCCCCGGGGACGGAGGACAGGAGCGCCGCAGAGCCGCCGGCUCAGAGCCUCCCUGCACAAGAUGGACGGGGAGAGACGGCCUGAAGGAUGAAGCUGCAGGACUGGUGUCCCCAUGGACAGGAAUCCAAAUCUCUCAGGGACCUGGGCAGGUCAACAGACGAGUGUGGAACUGGCAAUUAACUUAAUACAGGAAGCAAACAGCCUUAGCCUCCACGGCCUUGAUGAUAUUUAUGCAAAAAUGGUGUUGGUUUCACUUUCCUAAGUACUACAGCUUUAUUUUGCUUUUUUUUUUUUUUUAACUGGACUCGAGGCCCAUGCCCAGAGCCAGCACCUCCUCCCUGCCGGGCUGCCGCUUGGUUUGCGCGUGCGGAGCAGAGCAGCCACGCUGAGAGGAGUGCGGGGGCCGAAGACACUGGAGCUGGAGCUGUUCUGCUCCCGGCCAGCCGGGUCCACGAGGAAUCGAAGCACUUUGGACAAGGGAAGGGGAAGGCUUCGGCCACGGCAGUGCCUGGGGGGAUGCGGGCAGGAGCAGCAGGACAGGACAGAGGCUGGGAGGGACCAGGGCCUUGGCCCUUGAUGGAAAGGCAAGAAGGGGCUCUUGGCCAGCACCGAUCUCUGCCUGCAGCAGUGCAGUCUCUGGGCACUUGCUGGCUGCCCGGCACAGCCAGCCUGCAGCCGUGCUGGUCCCAGGGUGGAGGGGGAGCCCGGCUGCCCCGCAAGCUGGUCUUCAGGCCCUGGGGUAGAACCUCGAUUUCUGUUUCUGUAAACUUGGGUCACAUUUUGAUUUCUUUGAUUGUAAAAAAAAACCCAACCAAACCAAACCAAACCAAACCAAACCAAAAGCAACCAACCCUCUGCCGCCGAGUAGCCGCUCAGAGCUCUGUACCUGGCUGGUAAAAAUGAUGACCGAA